Molecule: messenger RNA, 1440 nt
Organism: Cuscuta epithymum
Lineage: Eukaryota; Viridiplantae; Streptophyta; Magnoliopsida; Solanales; Convolvulaceae
Source: the annotation of a GenBank genome assembly
CACAUUUUUAUUUUUAUAGCUGCCACUCUGCCAAUGCUCAUGGCCAAAAUGCCAACUGACUGAGAUUAACCCGUUUCCUGCGUAUUCCACAGAAAGGUACGCAAUAAUGGCCGCGGUGCUGGCUAACUUAACCGUACUGCUAGACGGAAGCCACGUUAAUCUACCAAUAUCGCCACCGGACCGCAACUUCCGGACACCGCCAAUCGACAUCGCGCUCAACCUUUCUGCGAAGAGAGAAAUUGCACACUGGUACGCUUCCCCGGCGGCGGCAACUAGCUUCCAACAUGACAAAGACGGUCGGAAUCUGAAAGCAGGCUUGCGAGGAAAGCUCAACGCUAAGGUGAAUACGGACAACUACGAGAACUUGUACGACGACGAGAAUGGCAAAGGAAAUGAGUUCCUAGAGGAAGAAGACGAAGAUGAGAAGGACAAUUGGGAGAAGAUCAGGAGGAGAGUAGAGGAGCUUGAGGAGAUGGAGGAGCUGGUGAAGAAAGUUGAGGAGUUGCAGAACCGUUUUGAUGAAGAAUACCCUGAGGAAAAUGAGAACAAUCAAGAAUCGGAGGAAGAGAAGCGCGCAAGAGUGAAGAGAGAGCUCGAAAAGGUGGCAAAGGAGCAAGCUGAGAGAAGAAAAACUGCCCGGUUAAUGUUUGAUCUGGGUCAAAAGGCUUAUGGGAAAGGUAGUUAUGGACGUGCAGUUGAGUUUCUUGAAGGAGCCCUGACGAUAAUUCCAAGACCUACCUUAUUUGGCGGAGAGAUACAAAUAUGGCUUGCUAUGGCUUAUGAAGCAAAUAACCGUCAUAUAGACUGCAUUGCUUUGUACAAGCAAUUGGAAAGGAAUCAUCCUAGUGUCAGCAUUCGACGCCAAGCUUCAGAACUUCGUUACAUAUUGCAGGCACCUAAGCUCAAGAUAACCCAAGAAGAGAUGGUCACCAUACCAUUAAUUGGUUCUAGCUAUGAUAGUUACGCAGCAAUAUGGAGUGAUAAUUACAUGGACAAAGCCCAGAUGCAGAGCCGUACAACCAAUCAACUACUAUCAUCCAAGGACUGGUUAGGGGACUUUUUAGCGAGGAAGCUGCCGGUUGGUAUGAAGAAAAGGCAGACGGUUUGGGUUGCGCUGACAUUAUGGGCAGGUCUGGUUGCUGCUUCCUUUUUGCAAAGAUGAAUGAAGAAUGAAUGGAAUAUGAUGUAUAUAUGUGAAUUUCUUACUCAAUACUCAAUAGUUUAGCUUUGUGUCACUAGUGUGUAAAUAGUCUCUGUUGUCUGAUAGUUUCUCUACAUUUCUCAUGGAAUGACAUGAUGAUCAGUUGCCCCCCUCUCUUUUCAGUGUUACAUUUGUUGAAAUAACAACUUUUGAAUGUUGAGAGCCUUUGAAAUAUACAUGCAAAUACAAUAUGGUGUCUGAACACCAAUCAUCAAUAUGGAGUAUUAUCAUACCAAAAU